AUGAGCAGAAAGGACUUCAUGAUAAAUAAUCAAGAGAUAAGCAUAUGCGAAGAAAAAGAUAUUGACGGGUUAAUUAUGUUCACAAUUGGAAAUAAUAUAGAAUUCUCAACAAUUACAAGUCUAUUUCAAGCUUUAUUUGUAAUUGAUCAUGCGGCUGAUUAUUUCUUGGGAUUAAAUUGCGACGAACAAACACUAGAAGAUAAAAUUAAGGCAACUAUAAUUUAGAGCUUAUUGUAUAAAUAUAAGUAUCCCAGCAAGAUUCCAGGUCCACUCCUGCUCGAUUCAUUAUGUGCAUUUAUCCCAAAAGAUCUUACCCGCUUUGGUGCAUCUCCAAUUCUUAAUCUAAAUAUUACAAACAGGCUUUCACCUAAUUUUUAAACAACCACCGAGAGGAUCUCCGUAACGGAGAUUCAACCACUUUGCGACUGUGCCUCCCACAAAGGACGGCUUCCCUUUCGGCACCAUUCUUGAGUGGGCAGUCUUCGGAUUUGUGCGGCCUUGCUUUACGCUGAUGUGUAAGAGGGCAAGGAUUGCCCACACAAAAAUCAAAAAAAUUGGAUUAUUCUGGUUGACUCUUGGCGAAAAGGGAAAGCACGUAGCCCAGUGCAUAACUCUUGGUUUCACGCUGAUGUAUUGCCCGAUUUGUCUAGGCAUUACCUAUAGACAUUCCUAGACAACCACUUUCCAACUUCCAUAUCACCCUUCUCUUUAAGGUAAAAUCCAUCCUUGAAAGACGGCGUAUCAGACUGAGAAGCGUUCAGACGCUAUAUUUAAUUAUGUGCAUCUCCAAUUCAACUAUUAGAAUUUAUUAUUGCUAGGCUACAAACUAUUAGAUAUCCCGAGCACUCCAAUAGGCCUGGCUCUAUAUUUUCAUUUGAUAUAAAAGGAGCUGUAACUUUUAAGCUCCUCUCUUCACGAUUAAAAAGCUCUGAAGACUGACUAUUUUGUAUAGAAGAAGAGCUUGGAACCUUAGAAACUUCUUCUAUUCUAUUUUUUCAAAUUGAUUGGAAUAAAAGACCCUCAACCGAAAGCAUAGCAACCAUUUUACGAUAUAUUCCUUUGGAGAUUCAGCAUCGCAGGGUUUAUAGCUUGAAAAGUUUUAUUGCCUUUAAUGGCUGCUUUUAUUAUUCAUUUGUUCGAAUUAAUGAUAAGUGGAUAUUAUUUGAGGAAUUUGGCUAUAAGAAAAACCUUAUCCUCCUUUAAAUUGUAACCAAAAAAAAUUCAAUUUAAUGAUUUAAAUGUCAACAUAGCUUGAAUGGCACGCUAAUUGUGCUAAAAUUUCAAAAAUGAAAAUUAUAGGUAAAAUUUUUAUUUUGACUCCAUCAAAGCAUUUAUAAAAUUAUAAUUUUGUUCUAAUUUAAAGGAAUACUAAUUUACCCAAAAUGGGAAAUUCAUCCAAUGAUAAUCUCCAAAAAAAGAGGGAGAGUUAGAUGACUAGAAGUAGCAUGAAUUUUGGCUAAUAGAAUUAUGUAUCCUAUAUUAGUGAUCUAUGAGAAAAAUGAGAAUUACAAAGAAAUUAAUAAAAAUAUGACAGAAAUUGAUUGAGAUAAACUGAAAAGAUACUCUAAAUUCGCUGGAGAACAAGUUGAAAGUGAUACUAGAUUAUGAAUUGAGAGAAUUAAUCGUGAAAAAUCUUUUAAAUCAUAUAUUGAUGAGAGAAGCAAUUUGAGCGAAAGUAAAUCUGAGUUUAGAUGCAAGCAAUGUCUGAAUUUAAUAAAGCAUAAUGAAUAUAGAUGCUCGGAAUGCAGAGCAGUUGACUGGAACAAAUUUUAUGAAAUUAAAAAUAAAGAAAAAAAUAUAAAUUUACCAAAUAAGAGCGUUGAUAACUUUCCGUAUAGAAAUAGAUCAGUAGAAGGAUUUGAAGAGAAAGAAUCUUUAGAUUUUAAGGAAAAUAAAGAAGCGUUUCCAAAUAGAAAAAUAAUAGAUGAAAGAGAUAAUUUAUUCUCUAAAUUUAUUCCGGAAAAGCAAACAAAUAGUGUAAAAUCUGAAUAUAUAAGGUCGAAAAAUGGAAAAUAUUCCUGAACUUCCUUAAACUUAAAUUGCUUAUAUGGAGUUCCCCUGUAGGGCCGCAGAUCACUAUUAGCCUUUGGAUAACGCUUCAACAUUGUUUUCCAGUCCAUAUACUUUCCAAUUUUAGCGAGCCAUCUCCCAUGAUGUGAACAUACUGUCGGCCACCCAAUAUUGCUCCACCAAACCAAGUAAAGCACACCCUUAUAUACAUUUCUGAACGCUGCCCUGGACAAACCCGGCUGGGUCUAUCCGGAUCUAUUGGGAUUAUUGAGUCUAUCUGGCAGUCUGGCUCUAUCUGGAAGUCUGGCAGUCUGGGUCUAUUGGUUUUAUCUGGGUCUAUUGGGUCUAUUUGGGUCUAUUGGGUCUAUCUGGCAGUCUGGAAGUCUGUCAGUCCGGCUCUAUUGGGUCUAUCUGGCAGUCUGGAAGUCUGGGUCUAUCUGGGUCUAUUGGGUCUAUCUGGAAGUCUGGCUCUAUCUGGCAGUCUGGCAGUCUGGCAGUCUGGCAGUCUGGCAGUCUGGCAGUCUGGCAGUCUGGCAGUCUGGCAGUCUGGCAGUCUGGCAGUCUGGAAGUCUGGAAGUCUGGGUCUAUCUGGCAGUCUGGGUCUAUCUGGCAGUCUGGGUCUAUCAUACAAUUUAUAAUUGUUUUAUAUACUUUGAUAAAUCUUUCUAAAUUAAGUAUAUAUAAGAUUUGAUUAGGAAUAACUUAUAGCUAGUCUAAAAUUCUUAAUAAUGAUAUUUAGCAGAAUCUGAUUACAAUGAGCUAGUUUAUUAUAAACAAUUUUUAAAAUCAGAUAAAAUUAAAAGGCAAUAAUAAUAAAAUUUAAUCAGUAAUUUUUGAAAUAUAAGCUGAUAUUGUAAAGUGUAAUUAAAAUGGCGCCAAAAAAGAAAGCUGUACUGAAGCGAAAGAUAAAAGUAAUAAUAAUGUUAAUGCUAAUGUUAAUGUUAUGCUGAAUGUUUAAAGUCUCUACUUCCAGUGCGUGUUGGCACAAGCGAAUUGGGUGGACUUCCACCUCUGGUAGGCCGAAACCCCUGGUUUCUCGGUAGUGGGUUGCCCUAUUUGUGUCGGCAGACCCUUGCUGGGCACCACCAUUUCCAACUCAGUCCCUUCGCCCUUCGAAGCCAACUGUUCCUACCCUGGCCGGUGUCGCCACACUUAAGGGCCCUUUAACCGGAGGGACCGCCUGAUUGUGAGUAUAGCCUGCCUCCCCUUUUAGCAGGUUAUCCCUGAGUAAAAACUCAACUACUUCCGUGAUUCUAAGCAAAGCCAUCAAGAGCAGCCUGAGCAGGGAAAAUCACCCUGCUCCAGAUCGAGCGCCCACUGGCUAGGGUGCUACUGGAAAAAAGGAUUCAUGAUUAACUGCCCAUGGAUCAGGCCACAAAUCAGCGGGUCUGUGUGCUCGCUCAUCGCCUCUGAGCUCCCGAUACUGUUGGGCUAAAAUCAAUUCUCCUGAAAACCAUGCCCGGAUAUACAUGGGUUACCGUCACACGAGAGGACGUGCCGGAUGUCAUACGCCAUUUCAUGUAUAUGAAAGAUAAAAGUAAAUGAUGCAUUUUUCUCUAGGUGAAUUUCUAAAAAAAACCAUAAAACAGCGCUGCUCUAGGCGUGUCAAUGACCUUCUCAUCGAGAUUUUGACGGCUAUUGUCAUCGCUCGCCAUUUUAUUAAACUUAUCUAGCUAAAAAGUACGGGAAAAAUUAAGAUGCGCCCAUAUUGGUGAUGUAGUCACCAAAGACCUCCCGUACAGAAGGUUCUACCGCUUUUCGAUUCCAGCCCAGAGGGUCUAUCCAUCUUACGAGUGCCCUUCCGGUACCUUCUGCCUUGCAGCUUCAGUCUUGAGUGGGCGGCUUAUCGAUUUCUACAGUCCUGCUACGGGCGAUUGGAGUAGCUUGAUUCCAAGGAUCCUUGGAGUCUAUUCAGUAUUAAAGUGCCUCUCUUCGACAGCUACAGGAAAAAUACUGUUCCCAUGUGGCCUGGGCCGAUACCCCCAGUUUCUCGGUAGAGGAAUGUCCAUGGGUCCCUCGGAUCCAAAGGAAGUUGUUGAACACCUCCAUUCCAAUCACAGGAAAGCAGCCAAAACCUACCCGGAUACACACUUCUUGAGCCUGCGUCUGAUUCUCGGCUCGGAGUUAGUCCAAGCUCGCCGUAACCAUAAGGUCUGGACUACUGCGCCAAGAGGGCAGGUUGGCAAGUGUCGCCAUUUUAAUGUAUAUAAUUUGUUGCAAGAGACAUGAAAAUUUUCAUUUUUUUUAUAUAAAAUUUUAUAUUAAAAAAUUGCAUUUUUGUUGCAAUAGACAUGAAGAUUGAGGGGGUGAGAUCGUUAUAUAUUUUUAUUUUAUUAAAUUUUAUUUAUUAUUAAUACAACUCCUUUACAAUCUUUGCUAAAACUAUAAGACUAUAAUUAGAAUUCUUAUUUUGAUAGACCCAGACUGCCAGAUAGACCCAGACUGCCAAAUUCCGAGACUGCCAGAUAGACCCGAUAAUCCCAAUAGACCCAAUAGACCCAAACUGCCAGAUAGACCCAAUAGACCCAGAUAGACCCAGACUUCCAUACUUCCAGACUGCCAGAUAGACCCAAUAGAUCCAGACUUCCAGACUGCCAGAUAGACCCAAUAGACCCAAACUUCCAGACUUCCAGACUGCCAGACUGCCAGAUAGACCCAGACUGCCAGACUUCCAGAUAGAGCCAGACUUCCAAACUGCCAGACUUCCAGAUAGACCCAAUAGACCCAGACUGCCAGACUUCCAGAUAGAGCCAGACUGCCAGAUAGACCCAAUAAUCCCAAUAGACCCAGAUAGACCCAGCCGGGUUUGUCCACUGCCCUUCCUUUUACAAGGCUCAUGGCUUUCGCAACGAACAUACCAUUACAAGUGUUAAGAUGGCAGGCUGGUUCGAGGCACCAUUUAAUGUAUAUCUAUUCUGAACUUCAACUUCAAACAGUAUUGAUGAUUCUAAUCAAAUCCCAAGAAAAAUUCAGCCAUUAAGGUCGAAGCUCACUUGAACAUGCAACUCCUGCAACUUUCAAAAUUCUCUCAAGUUAUUCAUUUGCUCAGUUUGUCAAAAGCCCCGAUCUCCUGAAGCCCAUCAAGAAAUCUUAACCUUGACUUCAUAA
Messenger RNA from Blepharisma stoltei, 5118 nucleotides. Lineage: Eukaryota; Ciliophora; Heterotrichea; Heterotrichida; Blepharismidae. The record is from the annotation of a GenBank genome assembly.